GCUUUCGCUAAAGUGCGUCGGAGGUCCAACGUUGGCGCCAGAUGAGCUGUGGCGCCAGCUGUACACACAGGCGGUGAGAGGAAACGAAGACACACAGAGCAGAGCAGUGUGACGAGGCUCACUGAAAAACUUGCAAAGCUCCCAUUAGAACCAGCGUGUAAAAUCCUCAAGCGAUUCUCCUGCUUCGCUCUCUGCAACAACCACAAAGUAAAAGGACAGAAAGGUCAGCUCACUGACAAGAACACCGGCGCAGGCAGAAAACCCCCCAACAUAUAACCCCGAUUCCUUCUUUGGUCAUCAUCCGGCAGAAAAACGGAGGCCGUGGGGCUGGAGUGUGUUCUUAUGGCCGAGUCAGAGACUGAAUGUGACACGCCAGGGCUUGACACACUUGGGUCGGAGUGUGUCAUAGCCCAUAGCCAUGUCGACCUUCACUAUGGAGCCGAAACGGAGAUCAUGACGGAGGAAAAGCGUGGAUUGGAGUUGGAGAUCCACGGCUCAGACUUAAAGAUCCAAGGACUCGGGGGAGAACUUGGGACUGUCACAUGUGUGGAUGCGAUCGUUGCUGAGACAGACCAUGACUAUAUCAAGGUGGAGCAUGCUGACAUGCACUGUUUCACAGCAGCAGAAAUCAAGACAGAAACGGGCGAGACUUUACUGGGAGAGGUGCUGCUCAAGACAGAAGGUGAGCAUGUGGUGAAAAUGGAGUCUGAUCAUGGCGGCGAGUUGACAGUGGAAUCUGAGAAUGGCGUAAUCAUACAUGAAGCUCAUGGCCUACAGUGCAACGAAUGCGGGGAGAUCUUUGGCAGCAUAGCUGAUCUUCACCAACACUUUGAGAUCCACAAGGACCUCAACCCGUAUAUCUGUAUCCACUGCGGGGAGAGUUUUGCUGUAGAAGCCAGUCUCAAGCAGCACAUGAAAAUUCACAUGAAAGAAAAGCCGUACGUUCCCCCGGGAGUCGACCUGAUCGGUAAAGAUGUUAUUGAUGCCUACAGCCUUAAGUCUCAUCAGAUGAUUCAUUUGCCAGACAAGCCCCACAGAUGCACAGAAUGUGGCAAGAGCUUUGCAGCUGCCAUAACGCUGAGGGAACACAUGAAGAUGCAUUCUGAAGACAAACCGUACAAGUGCACACAGUGCAGGAAGAGCUUCGUCCGUAGGAGGCAUUUAAAGAAGCACCAGGAGGUCCAUGCGCGCGAAAAGCCAUACACCUGUGGCCAGUGUGGCAAAGGCUUCGCUACGACUUCCAACCUGAAGCAGCAUCAAAAGACCCACACAGCAGUCGUGCUUGGAGACAAACCCCAUCGGUGCGCACAGUGUGGAAAGUGUUUUGCGGCCGCUGCAACUCUGAGAGAGCACCAGAGGAUUCACUCAAGUGAAAAGCCGUACAAAUGCAACAUGUGCAGGAAGAGUUUUGUCCGCAAGCGUCACCUGAAGAAGCAUCAGCAAGUCCACGCUGGGGGGAAGCCCUACACCUGCAGACAUUGCAACAAGGGCUUCAACCAUUCCUCAUCCCUGUCUCGCCAUAAUAAGACCCACCUGCAGAACCCGGUGUUUUCUCCACCUCAGCCAGGGAAACCCAUCACUUUCGUCUCGCCUCCAAAGCAAAGAGUACUCCAGGAAGGAGAGAAACCGUACAUGUGCCACCACUGUGACAAGGGCUUCAAUCAUUCCUCCUCUCUGUCACGGCACCAAAGAGUCCACUCGGAUGGAAAAACAUACACCUGCGGUCACUGUGGCAAAAAGUUUAAUCACUCCUCCUCUCUUGCGAGGCAUCAGAGAGUUCAUUUGGAGAAGCAGCAGGCGCACGCGUCGCCGCUGCAGACACAGCAGCAGUUACAGCCACAACCACAAUCACCACAGCCAUCAACACCACAACCGCAGCAGUACACCGCCAUCCCUGUUGGUAAGGCUUUCUCCAACAAUGCCUUCCCAAAACAGCUCAUCCUGUCUGUCGAGAAACCAUACAGGUGCUCUCACUGCGGAAAAGGCUUUAACCAUUCUUCCUCUCUCUCCAGACAUCAUAGGAUCCAUGUAGAUCACAGACCAGGGCCUCACCCUUAGAGGUAGCCCUUAGCCCACAUUACCACUUUUCAUAUGUUUCUGUUCCCCAAAUCCUAUCUAUAUCACAGCACCACAGAAAAUGGUAGGCCAACUUCUGCAGUCAAAGAGGUCAUGUCAGCAUCUAGUUCUGGUUAAGUGGAGCAGCUCAGAAUAAAUGGACAAUAAUUCUGAUUUAUUCAAAAGGCGGGGACUCGGCUUGAGAGACUGUGCAACAUGCAACUCUGAACUGAACCCAAUUCUUUGUGUGCAGCUCCAAGAUGGUAUAGAAUAUAGUGAAGGAAUUUCUCGUGAUUCUGUCUCACUCGCUCCAGAACAUCCAGAACUCUUUUAAAAGAAAAACAAAUGUGGUUUGAAAAUCUACAAGAUAAAAUAGUAACUUUGGGUAAAUACACUUCUCAUCUUUUUCAUAGAGUUCCACUCAUGUAUCUUCAGGUGCACACAUUUGCUUUUCAGCUGCGACUUUAUUAAAAAUGUCAAAUACAACUGAACAGGAACUGUUGCCUCAUUUGAAUAUUUUUUCCCUCCCAGAUGUAACUCGUAUGAAGCAAAUAUCAAAAAUCCAAUGUAGAUAAUUCUUGAUUUUCUUUUAUAUGUAUGUAUAGUUAACUAGUGUGCUGUUCCAGACGAUACAAUUUUUGAUAGCAAGAUUCACUCUCCAUGUUUUGUUUUUUCUUACUUUAAUUUGUUUCAAGUGUUGGAUA
Molecule: messenger RNA, 2759 nt
Organism: Xiphophorus couchianus (Monterrey platyfish)
Lineage: Eukaryota; Metazoa; Chordata; Actinopteri; Cyprinodontiformes; Poeciliidae
Product: zinc finger protein 883
Exons: 2
Coding region: 343-2058 (571 amino acids)
Biological process (GO): regulation of transcription by RNA polymerase II
Cellular component (GO): nucleus
Molecular function (GO): DNA-binding transcription factor activity, RNA polymerase II-specific; RNA polymerase II transcription regulatory region sequence-specific DNA binding
Source: RefSeq, a predicted model, not a curated record